AUGAAUGUGACAGCUCUCAGUAGGGAUUUCCAGGAGGAGAAGCGUUUGAAGUGCUCUGAGAGACUUGAGCCCAUCAUCCACAUAGAAAUCUCUCUCCACAAACUGUUGAGUGUCUGCUACGUGGUAUUGCUCACCUUCUUGAGUGGCUCGACUGAGCCUGUAGAUGGCGACGGCCGGAGAUCUGCAGCAUCACAUCACAGAGAAGUUUUUGUACGAGUGGUAAUAGGGAUUGUAUCACUGUGGUGUACUUUUGGUAGCGGCACCAGACUAGAUGUUGGAAGUAACAGUGCUCCCACCCUCACCGUCCUGCCCCCAUCUAGUGAGGAGCUGUCCAGUACAACAACAGCCACACUGACGUGUCUGGCCAACAAGGGCUUCCCCUCAGACUGGACCAUGAACUGGAAAGUGGACGGGACUAGCAAGAUCCAGGAGGCCAGUCCCAGGGUCCUGGAGAAGGACGGUUUGUACAGCUGGAGCAGCACCCUGACUCUCACUGCCCAGGAGUGGACCAAGGCAGGAGAGGUGACCUGUGAGGCCCACCAGAUCUCCCAGCCUACAGUCACCAAGACCCUGAGGAGGGCUGACUGUUCUGGGGAGGACCCAUCAGUCACACACCCUGUAGAGAUAGGAUGCUGGUUCCUCUGCUUUGACUUGCUUUGUUCUAAGAUCAGUCAUUCUCUGAUUUAG
Messenger RNA from Salvelinus fontinalis (brook trout), 687 nucleotides. RefSeq names its product immunoglobulin lambda-like polypeptide 5. The transcript has 4 exons. Lineage: Eukaryota; Metazoa; Chordata; Actinopteri; Salmoniformes; Salmonidae. The record is from RefSeq and is a predicted model, not a curated record. Bases 1 to 687 code for a protein of 228 amino acids.